Molecule: messenger RNA, 2226 nt
Organism: Notodromas monacha
Lineage: Eukaryota; Metazoa; Arthropoda; Ostracoda; Podocopida; Cyprididae
Source: the annotation of a GenBank genome assembly
AUGAGCCAGUUACCCCUCACAAUUGGCCUGGAAGGCAACCGCCUGUACGUCGGCUACCGCUACAACUCCAAACGACAGGCCCAGCCAGCCCUUAUUGCAGGCCAUGGCAUACACUUUGUCGAUGGUACGACACACAAGCAACGGGGAAUCCGCGACAUCCUGCUCCAGCAUCAGGACGCCGUCUUCCAAUGGUCCGGACGAUGGGGAUGCCUCCCCAAGUACACCGUCACACUGGACACCACAGACGGGGCACCGCCAGCAUCCCCACCAUUCCGCCAAGCGCCGGACAAACUCGCGCCUUUCAAGGAAAUCAUCGCGGAAUACGUCCAGGCCGGCAUCAUUGAGCCGGCGAAGUCCCCCUACAAUUCACCGGCGUUCCUCACGCCAAAGAAAAACGGACAACCGGAUGCCCCCGCAGGACAGCGAUGGCGACUCGUCGAGGACUACCAAAAACUCAACACCUUGCUAGCCGGGGCAGCUAUCGACAUUGCCAAAUCCACCUUCCUUGCCACCCAGAUCGAGUUCCUGGGACUAAUCAUCGACCAAACUGGCGCACGGCCAGCUCCACACAACCUGACCGCGGUGGAGCAAUACCCUUGUCCUAGCACCACAAAAGAGAUGCAGAGGUUCCUAGGCCUUGCAACAUAUCUACGGGCCCAUGUGCCCCUCAAUUUUGCUACGGCGGAGAAAGUGCUGCGCACCACCAUCCCCGCCAAACCUAGCAUGACCCUCCGGUGGUCAACACUGGCUGAGACCGCGUUUCACGAUCUGAAAACUGCGAUCGCCAACGCAGCUCGAUUGGAACGCUACGACGAACAGCAACCUAUUGAAGCAGCCGACCUACGCCUGGCGGUACACCCGGGACAAUACCGCGAAGUCAUAGAACGCUACCACAUCGACCUGGGGCACACACACUGGAAGAAAGUGCUGCACACACUCCGCGCACGAUUUUCCUGGCCACACAUGCGACACACAAUCUGGCGCCAACUCGUGGACUGCCCCGAAUGCUUUGCGUACAACAACAGCACAAAAAUCACAGGAGAACGCAUGACCUGGAUACCAGUGACAAAACCGUUUGACCGACUCUGUAUCGACUUCUAUGGGCCCCUCCCGCAAUCUACCGGGCUACACAAAUACGCGUCCAUAGCAAUGGACCAAUUCUCCAAGUUCCUGGUUGCCACCCCAGUACCGCGAGCGGAUACGGCGACGGCCAUUGCCAACAUCCAUACUAUCCUACAGGAAGUGGGAAAGUUCCGCACCAUCCACUUGGACCGCGCUACAAUCUUUAAAUCCCGCCAAUCACCGGAGGGCAAUGGGACAUGCGAACAGGCCAUUCGCACCAUUGGACAAAUCCAGGCAAAACUGGCAAAAGGGGACAGUGCCAACUGGCAUAUCUACUUACCAACAGCCGUGGCAGCAUAUAAUCUCACGCCACAUACCUCGACGGGGGCUACACCAAGCAAAGUCUUCCUGGGCAAGGAUCCACGCAUGGAGGCCGACAAUCACUUCGGCGCAGUUCCGCCAACCGCCGUAAAAACCGAAGCAGUGGCCAACUAUCUCCGACGACAACAGCGGCAAUCUCUGCAGCAGGCCAACUGGGCCAAACACCCCACCUUCUAUCCGGGGGAUAUGGUGGCCGUACGCCCACGAACCGCAUCCACCGAACUCCAUGCGGCAUCCCGAUGUUUUCGCAAACGACGCCUAGGCCCAUUCAUGAUCCUCCUCCUGCAUGCGCCAGGCCAGUACACCGUCGGCACCGAUGCUCGCAUCGCCAUCAUCCCGGCAUGUGAACUACAACCUUGGGUGCAUGGGACUCGGGCCCCUCAACAGGGGUACGAGAAACACCUGAAGUUCCUCCGAGCACCAGCAACACGGGAACCGCCGACAGAGACAAAAGAACACCACUACGCCCGGCCACACAACCGUUCUGACACGGCAGACCAUGUCUGCAAGCACCUUUAUUGCACGGCCGUCAGGAAUCGGACACGCGGGCCCUGCCUACUCACGGGGGCCAACGACCCCGCACGGGCCCAGCACACGCCAACAAUUGAUCGCAUAAAACCGCAAGGACACGACCCUAAGCCAAACCGGGGAAGCACAUCCGACAAACCAAACAAGGGGAACCUAACGGACCCCAACCGGGAACAACAUCCGCCGCAGAAACACAAGAGAACCUAACGGGACCCAGGGUCAACAGCACCAGCACUUAAGCGCGCAAAAAGGGAC